GGACAACGAAGAAAUUCGUUCACUAAAUGUCUUCCAUACAGUAUAAUUUUCAUAGGAAGUGGUAAUUCUGUUUCGUCAAAUGUGCACGUCCCUUCCCACACUCUUAACCCAGUACCAGUUUUACCACAGCAAAUUCCCAUCAAAACGCGUCUUAGUAUGACAAUUGACGUACCUCAAGUAGUGGAAGACGAUCUUGGCAUAAAAAUGAACAAAAAAGAAAACAGCGACAAUGCAGAUUUAAACGAAUUGGAGGAUGCUGUACAGCAAUUACAUCCCAUAACGAACAAGUAUGGACUCGACCAAAAGUUUAGAAAACCAAGUACGGCUCCUUCUGUUUCGGAUGCAAGAAAACCUUCUUCUGGGCAAUUAAUUGCAGCUAUGCAUCAAGAGCUUGAACAGCUCACUGAAGCGUGCAACGAAGCAAAGGCGCAAUUGGACAAGGAGCGUAAACGAAGAGAGCAGUUGCAAAAGAAAAAGAAUGAUUUGCUCGAUCGUUUACAACUCAUCCAAACACAACACGCGCGUGUUCUUAAUUCAUUCCACCGGAAAGAGCGAAACGAAGCAAAGGAAACCGAGAUACUUGAAGACUACAAAGUGAACCUUCACUCACUUAUCAUCCAAGAGGCGCGAGCAAAGUUGGACAUCAAGACGAUGCAGGAAGAAAUUAUUGAGGCGGUUGCAGAAACGAAAGUUUUACAGCAACAACAGCAAGUCUUGGACGCAGAGUAUGACCGUUUGUCUGAAGCUAAAAUGAAUGGCGAUGAAGAGCUUGAAAAGGAAAUACAAAAACUUGGACGAGCUCUCACAGGAAUCCAAGAACUUGCUGUCAAGCAAUGCGGCAUUGCACGUCAAGCUCAAAGACCUCUCAAGGGCUGCAAAUCCCAGGUUAACGCUGAACAAGAAAACAUUCAACGCGUGCUAAGUAAGGCUGGUGAUGACGCUACUCGGUUUUCCGAGUAUGCUCAAGAGUACUUAGAGCGACUUGAGAAUGCUUUGCAGUCGAAAACCGCCGAUGUUGCGAAGUACAAGCAGCUAAUUGAAAACAUUAUCCAAGAGGCUGCACUUGAACUUGAUGAUCUCAGCCUGGAGGAAGAAGAAGAGGAAGAAGAAGAAGAAGAAGAAGAAGAAGAGAAGAACGACACUGAAAAUGACAAUGCUGACGAAGAAAAAGAUAAUGAAGUAGAUGAAAUCAUUCCACUGAACAUUGAACUAGACGAUGAGUCUGACUCUUAAAAAAAAUCGUCAUAUCAAAACUGGUUUACGCAACGCUUCACAUGUCAUACUUCCAUACACACGCACACUCAUACACAAGCAGCCACGGUUCCGUCGUCUUGUUUCCUCAACUCUACAAUGUCUAUAACGAAUGCGUUCAUGACUAUUGUGCAAAUAAAAGAAGAAUUAGGAUACCCCCAACUCAUAUAUUUUCCGUUUGCUGACAUUCCUUUACACUCUCCAACGUUUCGUUUUACCUUUUAUUUAUAUUAGAAGCUCACAGACUCGACAAUUCAUUCAUAGUCUCUACGAUAAGAUGUAAAUUUUCAAAAAAUGUGUUCAUGGUAACACGGG
Molecule: messenger RNA, 1566 nt
Organism: Schizosaccharomyces japonicus yFS275
Lineage: Eukaryota; Fungi; Ascomycota; Schizosaccharomycetes; Schizosaccharomycetales; Schizosaccharomycetaceae
Exons: 2
Coding region: 157-1233 (358 amino acids)
Source: RefSeq, a predicted model, not a curated record